Messenger RNA from Eutrema salsugineum, 754 nucleotides. RefSeq names its product dirigent protein 8. The transcript has a single exon. The record is from RefSeq and is a predicted model, not a curated record. Lineage: Eukaryota; Viridiplantae; Streptophyta; Magnoliopsida; Brassicales; Brassicaceae. Bases 82 to 645 code for a protein of 187 amino acids.
CUAAUCUUCUAUAUUUACGCACACACAACCUCGUUGAACAAAACACAACACUUCAUCAAUACACAUAAAAUAUCACAAAACAUGACAAAGCUCAUCCUUAUCCUCGCCGCACAAAUCCUCCUCCUCGCCGCCCUUGCUUCCGCCGGAGACGAUGGAGACUUCGCAAGAACCAUUAACCAAAAACAUCUCGGCCUCCACAAAGAAGAGAAACUCACCCAUUUCCGAGUUUAUUGGCACAACUCGGUAAAAGGUCGAAACCCUAGCGCCGUCAUGAUCCAACAGCCUGUCUCGAACUCCUCUUUGUUCGGGUCGAUCACCAUGAUGGACGAUCCAUUAACAACAGAUGUGCCAAGGAAUUCGACUGUGGUGGGCCAGGCCCAAGGUUUCUAUGCAGGAGCGGUGCAAGGAGAGAUAGGCUUCUUGAUGGCGAUGAAUUUCGUUUUCAAGACAGGGAAGUACAAUGGGAGUACGAUCGCGAUUCUUGGUCGGAACACGAUUUACUCGAAGGUUAGGGAAAUGCCGGUGGUCGGGGGAAGUGGAAUCUUCCGGUUCGCUAGAGGCUAUGUCGAGGCUCGCACCAAGUUCUUCGAUUUCAAGUCCGGUGUUGCCAUAGUUGAGUACAAUUGUUACGUCUUGCACUACUGAUAUAAUUAUGUUUGUAAAUGUUUUAUUGUGAUUUUAUUACUUACGUAACAUUUGUAUUUGACUGAGUGUUGUUGUUAAUCGUGGUUUGUUUGUUUGUUUGUUUUUUUUU